This is a messenger RNA of Zychaea mexicana, 687 nucleotides long. RefSeq lists its product as uncharacterized. The coding region runs from base 196 to 687 and encodes 163 amino acids. The transcript is spliced from 4 exons. NCBI's taxonomy places the organism in Eukaryota, Fungi, Mucoromycota, Mucoromycetes, Mucorales, Lichtheimiaceae. The record is from RefSeq and is a predicted model, not a curated record.
AAACAUUGCCACUGCCAUGAUUUGAGAGAUAUUUCUUAGCAUACGUAAUACACUGGAUAGCAGUAAGUAUGACACAUGUGAGGUAAAUGAUCACCCCGACUCGUUUGUAUAAAUUAUUUUUACUGUCUCGGGAAUCAAACGUCCCUUUUUCUCACAUCAUGCAGUUUUUUUGAAGUAAAUUCUGACGACAAACAAAUGAAAAGGAUAGACCACUUUGAAAUAUCUGAUACUGAUACGAUUGACGACGACGACGAAAAGCCGUCAACUCUUACGAAGCAAGUUUUGGAGGAUGGUGACGACGUUACCAUACGCAACAGCCAAAUCCAGGAAGACUGCAUAUUAUCACACGUUGUCAUUGUCCUUGAUGUGAACGGUGAAGACAAGGGUGAUGAAGAUCGCCAUGAUGACGAAGCCAGCACUGUAGUUAUAGCUGAACCAUCUGCGUGCACGACCGAAAAGGAGACAGUGAUCAUCUUAGAAGACGACAAAGAAGAAAAUCAAAUUUACCAUGCGUCGUCCGAUACUACCCCGCAGAAGCUCGAUGACAAGCGUCGGACCUUGCAUACGGGAACUCGAUCGAAGCUUGCAGUUGCAAAACGGAUGGGUUCCGGAAUGAUUACCAAGCCCACAGUAAUCAAGCGCAGUUUGGGAUCAACAGCAGACAAACCUACAGCUACACGCAUUUGA